This is a messenger RNA of Gadus macrocephalus (Pacific cod), 2371 nucleotides long. RefSeq lists its product as uncharacterized. The record is from RefSeq and is a predicted model, not a curated record. Lineage: Eukaryota; Metazoa; Chordata; Actinopteri; Gadiformes; Gadidae. The transcript has 7 exons. Bases 655 to 2064 code for a protein of 469 amino acids.
GACAUCGAGAGAGGGAGAGAGAGAGAGAGAGAGAGAGAGAGAGAGAGAGAGAGAGAGAGAGAGAGAGAGAGAGAGAGAGAGAGAGAGAGAGAGAGAGAGAGAGAGAGAGAGAGAGAGAGAGAGAGAGAGAGAGAGAGAGAGAGAGAGAGAGAGACACACAGAGACACAGAGACAGACAGACAGACAGACAGACAGACAGACAGACAGACAGACAGACAGACAGACAGACAGACAGACAGACAGACAGACAGACAGACAGACAGACAGACAGACAGACAGACAGACAGACAGAGAGAGAGCGCGCCAAAGAGGCGAGAGAGUUCGCGCCAAAGGGGCGAAAAAAUAAAUAAAUAUAAAGCUGUGCUUUAUAAGAGCUCUCUGUCAGAGCGCUGUCGGGUGCCUCUUUCUCAGCUGCAGUGUGUCGCUGGAGAUGUCUACGGCCUGUUUCCCCCUCGGCCUGUGUGCUCUGUUAUCCUGGGUUUUGUUGAUCUGUGGCAAGCCGCCCCUUCCUCCUGUUUAGUCCACUGUCUACCGCCGCCGGAGUCACUAUUCAGAAAACUCGGUGGCCACGCCCACUAGCGCACUAUAUAAAUUAACCCCCAGAGUCGGGAGGGAAAACAGUCGACGCGUGCUUUAGAGCUGUAUCACUGAAAGAUGUCAGUUGCGUGUCUCGCCCUCGGACUGCUGUGUGCUAUUUGGACCUGCGUUGUGUUGACCUCAGGUGCUGACAUCACUGAGGUGUCCACCAGAGAGGGAGACGAUGCCAUCCUACCGUGUGCUCUGGGUUCCAAGGUGGACCUGACAGAUGAGGCGUUUGACUGGAAGAAGGGGAAGCAGGAGGUGUUCUUCUAUAUACAGGGCAAGGACUACAACAUCGGCUGGGAGGGACAAGACCCCCAUUAUGUGGGCAGGGUGCACCUUCUCCCAGGGGGGCUGCAGGCCGGUAACGCCUCUGUGGUCCUGUCCGGUGUGACCCAGGCGGACAGUGGAGUGUAUGAGUGCGUAAUUCUUACGAGACAGACAAACAGACGGAUCCGGCUGACUGUAGCAGGUGCUGGCAUCCCUGAUGUGGUCACCAAUCUGGGGGACACUGACACUGAGGUGUUCAGAAGAGAAGGAGAAGAUGCCAUCUUACCGUGUGGUCUGGGUUCCCCGGUGAACCUGAAGGAUGAGGUGUUUGACUGGAAGAAGAAGCAGCAGGAGGUGUUCUUCUAUGAAAAGGGCAAGCAUUACAACAACGGCAAGCGUGGACAAGACCCCCAGUUCGUGGGCAGGGUGCACCUUCUCCCAGGGGGGCUGCAGGCCGGUAACGCCUCUGUGAACCUGACCAGUGUGACCCAGGCCGACGGCGGAGUGUAUUCUUGCUACUUCCCACGUCGGAAACUGACGAGAUGUAUCCGGCUGACUGUAGAGCGCGUCCUCGAUCACACUCGCCCAAAAAUCAGGAAUGCGGCGGUGGAGCCUCGGUUGAGGCUGGAGGUGGUCGAGGCUCCCCCGUCCUCCGGCUCGGUGCGGCUGUCCUGCGUCUCCAGAGGAGGCCAGCCCCAGCCCAGCGGUCUGGAGUGGCAGACCCCCAACGGAACUGUGAUCCCUGCAGAAGAAGCACCGCCGGCCGCCUCCUCAGACGGCGACGGCCGCUACUCCAUCAGUCAGACGGUGGAGGUGACCGAGCCAGGCAGCUACACCUGUGUGGCCCGGCAGCAAGGCGUCCACCCUGCGGUCAGAGACACCAUCCGAGUGUUUGUCAAUUGGCAGUCGUUGACCGGCGAUCGUGGAGAGGUCUUCUGGAAUGGUACCCGGAACGCCCUUUGUGUUUUGACUAUUCUCUCUAUUAUGUUAUCAUUUGGAGCUAAAAUGUACAAAUGUUGUGCCAAAAAGAAAAACAGUAAGGAAGGUAUAGUGCAAAAUACAACCAACAAAGGGCCUCCGAGGGAAUUCCCUGUGUUGCUCAUGACACCUCCUGAUAGCGCUCUGGCAGGUGCCCCUAACCUUCUGAUUGAGAUCAGAGCCGGUCCUAGGGUGACCCCUGAGGAAGUUAUCUCUCUGGAGUCAAUAAGUGGAUGACAAUAAAUUUUGCGAAUGACAAUACAUUUUCUCAUUCUGAUUGCUGUAGUAGUUGCCAAUGGUUGGCUGUUACUUACUACAGGUGAUUAUUUGCUGAUAAUUUUGCAUUAUAGCGAAUCGGGAUGCAAUUAAUAGUUUGAAAUAUUCACCAAAAAUCAAAAAUCUUUUUAUUCGGAUUGCUGUAGUAGACCCAUAUGAAUAUAUUAAUAUAAUUAAUUUUGAGGCCCUCGUGUUGGUUUAGCUGGUAUGACAGCUUUGCAGACAUAACUUAUGUUUUGUAUUUGAAUAAAUUAUAAUUCAACAAAUA